AUGGUUUCGAUUAAUUUAGCAAAGGUUUUUGCACCUCUCCCUUCUACAAAGAGAAACUUUACGACACAUUUAUCAUAUGAUCCAAAGACUGACAGUUUAGCUUAUGGUAGCGGUAGAUCUGCCAUCAUUAGAUCUUUAGAUGGUGAACAUGUCGUUCAAUUCAAUGGCCAUGGUACCAGUAAUGUCACUGUUGUAAAAUUUUCUCCUAUCCAGGGGUCUCAAUAUGUUGCUUCAGGAGAUGAUUCCGGUAGAGUUAUCGUUUGGUCUUGGAAUCAGGACGAUAAGUCUGGAGAAAUUGAGUACAACGUUAAGUCGGAACUACAUGUGCUCGCUGGUCCUGUCGCUGAUAUAUCCUGGGAUUUUGAGGGUAAAAGAUUGGCUGUUGUUGGUGAAGGUCGUGAUAGGUUUGGUGCGUUUGUCUCUUGGGACUCGGGCAACUCGUUAGGUGAAGUCUCGGGUCACUCUCAAAGAGUCAAUGCAGUUCAUUUCAAGCAAAGCAGACCAAUGAGAGCUUUCAGUGUCAGUGAUGAUGGUUCUGUUGUGUUUUACCAGGGUCCACCUUUCAAGUUUGCAAGCAGUGAUAGAACGCAUCACGGCCAAGGUAAAUUCGUUAGAGACGUCAAGUUCUCUCCAGGUGCAGGGAAAUAUGCUGUGUCUGUCGGUAGCGAUCGUAAGAUAUGUUGCUUUGAUGGUAAGACUGGUGAAUUUAUCAAAUACAUUGAGUCUGAAAAGGCUCCAAUUGGCGGUGGUUUGUUUGCUGUCGCAUGGUUAGACGAUGGUGAAGAGUCUUCUAGAGUUGUUACCGUGGGUGCUGAUUGCACUGCAAGGUUGUGGGAUGUGUCGUUGGAUGAUCCAUUCCAACAGUCUUGGAAAUUAGGUGCAGAUGUUUCGAAUCAAAUUGUCGGUGUUGUUGUCACUAAGGAUAACUCCAUCGUAACAUUGACGCUUGAUGGGACCUUGAGCAUUUUGUCUCUAAAUGAUCAUACCAUCAAAUUCAUUCAUGGUCACAACAAGGGGAUUACUUCUUUGGCGGUAAACCCAUUAGUGUCUGGGUCAUACGAUGGUAGAGUUGUUACCUGGAAUUCAGAAGGUGACGAAGUCAAUGCUAUUAGCCAUGAUAUUCAUGGUAAUCUCGUAUUGGCCAUCGAUAACUCUGAUAACGAGGUAUCGAGUGUUUCUUGGGACGAAACGUUGAAGAAUUUCAUCGAUGGUGAAAAAGCGCUUGCUGAAACGAAGUACCAAUUCUCAGAGCAACCUAAAUGUGCGGUUUUCUCUCAUAACACUUUGGCUGUUGCUACAAACACUAACGAAUUGUUGAUCAUCGAUAACAAGAGUGGGCUAUUAUCGAAAUCGAUAACUCUAGAUAAACCUGUCGGGGCCCUCGCAUUGGGAACUACUUUCGUGGCAGUGGCAUACGAACAAACCAACUCCGUGCAGCUAUUCAAAAUUUCUGACCUAUCAGAUGCAUUCACGUUGGCCACUCCAUUACGUGCCACUCCAUCUGCUCUUUCCUUCUCUCCAUCACAAAAGUACUUGGCUGCCGGUGACGUGUCCGGUAAGAUUAUCCUAUAUGAUCUUGACACGAAGGACGUCAAGACCUCGAGAUGGUCAUUCCACACAAGCAGAAUUACAUCCAUUGACUGGAGACCUUCUGCAAAUGAUGAUGAUUUGGAGGAAGAUUAUGUUGUCACUGGCUCUCUGGACACCAACAUCUUCAUCUACUCUGUUAACAAACCUAUGAAAGUGAUAAAAAGAUUAAACGCACAAAAGGACGGUGUGUCCAGUGUACUAUGGGAAAACGAUUCCACUAUCGUCAGCGCCGGUGUGGACGCCUGUAUCAAGAGGUGGACCGUCGAGUUUUGA
This is a messenger RNA of Kluyveromyces lactis, 1863 nucleotides long. It is a transcript of the gene AIP1, whose product is annotated as Aip1p. Gene Ontology annotation, biological process: positive regulation of actin filament depolymerization; actin filament depolymerization. The record is from RefSeq and is a predicted model, not a curated record. Bases 1 to 1863 code for a protein of 620 amino acids. Gene Ontology annotation, cellular component: cortical actin cytoskeleton. NCBI's taxonomy places the organism in Eukaryota, Fungi, Ascomycota, Saccharomycetes, Saccharomycetales, Saccharomycetaceae. The transcript has a single exon. Gene Ontology annotation, molecular function: actin filament binding.